AUGGCUACCCUCAUUGCUCCCAACCACCACUCUCCCCAAGAAGAUGCUGAAGCUCUCAGAAAGUCUUUUGAAGGAUGGGGUACUGACGAGAAAACGAUCAUAACAAUAUUGGGUCAUAGAACUGUUCAUCAGAGGCAACAAAUCAGAAGAGCUUAUGAGGAAAUUUACCAGGAGGAUCUUGUGAAGCGCCUAGAGUCUGAGAUCAAAGGAGACUUUGAGAGAGCUGUGUACCGAUGGGUACUGGAGCCUGCAGAUCGUGAUGCUGUUUUGGCCAAUGUUACGAUCAAGAGUGGCAAAAACUACAAUGUCAUCGUGGAAAUUUCCACUAUCCUCUCUCCAGAAGAGCUUCUCGCUGUGAGACGGGCUUAUCUCCACCGCUACAAACACUCCUUGGAAGAAGAUCUUGCAGCACAUACCACUGGCCAUCUACGCCAGCUUCUAGUGGGGUUGGUAACCUCAUUCAGGUAUGUUGGUGAUGAGAUCAAUCCAAAAUUGGCCCAAAAUGAGGCUGAAAUUCUUCAUGAUGCUGUGAAAGAGAAGAAGGGUAGCUAUGAAGAGGCCAUCAGGGUCUUGACUACAAGGAGCAAGACUCAACUGGUUGCAACUUUCAACCGCUACAGAGAGAUCCAUGGCACUUCCAUCUCCAAGAAACUGGUGGAUGAAGGAUCUGAUGAGUUUCAGAAGGCAUUGUACACCACCAUUCGUACCAUCAAUGAUCAUGUUAAGUACUAUGAAAAGGUGGUGAGAAAUGCAAUCAAGAAGCUUGGAACUGAUGAGGAUGCAGUCACCCGGGUGGUUGUGAGCAGGGCUGAGAAGGAUCUGAAGAUAAUCUCAGAGGUUUACUACAAGAGAAACAGUGUUCUUCUUGAGCAUGCUAUUGCCAAGGAAACCUCAGGGGAUUACAAGAAGUUCCUCCUCACUUUGUUGGGGAAAGAAGACUAA
Messenger RNA from Sphenostylis stenocarpa, 942 nucleotides. The record is from the annotation of a GenBank genome assembly. Lineage: Eukaryota; Viridiplantae; Streptophyta; Magnoliopsida; Fabales; Fabaceae.